Messenger RNA from Cryptococcus deneoformans JEC21, 983 nucleotides. RefSeq lists its product as hypothetical. NCBI's taxonomy places the organism in Eukaryota, Fungi, Basidiomycota, Tremellomycetes, Tremellales, Cryptococcaceae. The transcript has 8 exons. The record is from RefSeq and is a predicted model, not a curated record. Gene Ontology annotation, molecular function: zinc ion binding; single-stranded RNA binding; translation regulator activity. Gene Ontology annotation, biological process: positive regulation of cytoplasmic translation. Gene Ontology annotation, cellular component: cytoplasm. The coding region runs from base 179 to 733 and encodes 184 amino acids.
GCUGCCGUUAGUCCGAACUUUUCAUUCUCGCGGCUUUGACCAACGAAAGAAGGAACACAGAGUCCCUAUUUUUAUCUCCCAUUCCAUCCAUCUGUUCUCCAGCAAUUACAGCUGUCUAAGCGUGUGCGGAGGAAAGUACGGUAGCAUUUGUACAAGAGGAAGAUCAAAGACGAAAACAAUGUUUGGAGCUGCUGCUGUUCCCGGAUCCCGCCAGGGUUGCUUCAAGUGUGGUAACCUCGGCCACAUUGCUGAAAAUUGCCAAGCUCCUGGCCGCCUCUGCUACAACUGCAGGGAACCUGGGCACGAGUCGACCAACUGUCCCCAACCCAGGUCUACCGAUGGCAAGCAAUGCUACGCCUGUGGUGGUGUAGGUCAUGUCAAGUCUGACUGUCCUUCUAUGCGUGGAGCUUUCGGUCCCGGUCAGAAGUGCUUCAAAUGUGGUCGACCUGGCCAUUUGGCUCGCGAGUGCACUGUGCCUGGAUUCGUCGGUGCUUUCCGGGGCCGUGGCGGUUUUGGCGGUGCUUUUGGUGGCCGCCCUCGACCACCCAUUAACCCUGAUGGUACUCCUGUCAAAUGCUACCGAUGCAACGGUGAGAACCACCUUGCUCGAGACUGCCUUGCGCCUAGAGAUGAAGCCGCAAUCCUUGCCUCCAAGAAGUGCUACAAAUGCCAGGAGACCGGCCAUAUCGCUAGGGACUGCACCCAGGAAAACGUCUCUCCCCCUGCCGAGUAAUAGCAUCUGUGGUUGAUGUAUUACUUUCUGUUGCAGACAUAGACGCUUAAGCGGAAACGUACACAGCAUCUGUUGGUGGCCAUCGAAUUCGUAGCAAUCCACAGAUGCGCGCUGUCGAUGAAAGCACACUUACCGAUUGCCUCACGACCUAUCACUGACUGCUUUACAUCAAUCCAUCUGUCUGCACUAGCGCAACAGAGUCAGGACAGUGACGUAUCAUAGCAAUGAAAUUCGGAAUUUUUGGCGUCUU